AUGUCACAAUUGAGGUUUGAUGGGAAAGUCGUCGUCAUCACAGGUGCUGGUGGUGGACUAGGAAGACAAUACGCUCUUGAAUAUGCUAAAAGAGGUGCCAAAGUUGUGGUUAAUGACUUGGGUGGGUCUUUAAAAGGUGAUGGAGCUCACAAUUCAAAAGCUGCCGAUGUUGUUGUUGAUGAAAUUAAAAAAUUGGGAGGUACCGCUGUGGCCAAUUAUGAUUCUGUUGAAUUUGGUGAUAAGAUUAUCAAAACCGCUGUGGAUAACUUUGGUACUGUUCAUGUUGUUAUUAAUAAUGCCGGUAUUCUAAGAGAUACUUCAUUUAAAAACAUGUCUGAAAAUGAUUUCAAAUUGGUUUAUGAUGUCCAUUUAAAUGGUGCCUAUAAAUUGACAAGAGCUGCAUGGCCUUAUUUUAAAGAUCAAAAAUAUGGUAGAAUUGUUAAUACCGCUUCUCCUGCUGGUCUUUAUGGUAAUUUUGGGCAAGCAAAUUAUUCUGCCGCUAAAUCUGCUUUAAUUGGAUUUGGUGAAACUUUAGCUAAAGAAGGUUUUAAAUAUAAUAUCAAUGCAAAUAUGAUUGCUCCAUUGGCAAGAUCAAGAAUGACUGAAGAUGUCUUACCAAAAUCAAUGUUGGAAAGUUUAAAUCCAGAUCGUAUUGUUCCAUUGGUUGUUUAUUUAACACAUGAUUCUUCAAAAGCUUCUAAUCAACUUUUUGAAUUGGCUGCUGGUUAUUAUGGUCAAGUUCGUUGGCAAAGAUCAUCUGGUGAAUUGUUUAAACUUGAUGAAACUUUUACACCAGAAGCUAUCUUAGCUAAAUACGAUGGAAUUUUCAAAUUUGAAGAUAAACCAUUUAAUAAAGUUGAAAAUCCAAUUCAUAUUGCAGAUUAUUUAAGAUUAGUGGAAGAAGGUAAAAAAUUACCAUCAAAUAAACAAUCAAAUGAAAAAGUUUCAUUAAAGGGGAAAGUUGUUAUCAUUACAGGUUCAGGUGCAGGUUUAGGUCGCGCGCAUGCUCUUGCAUUUGCUAAAGCUGGUGCAAAAGUUGUUGUUAAUGAUUUUAAAGAUCCACAACCAGUUGUUAAUGAAAUUAAAAACGCUGGUGGGGAAGCUGUUGGAAGUAAAACUAAUGUUGUUACUGAAUCUGAUAAAAUUGUUAAGACUGCAUUAGAUACUUUUGGUCGUAUUGAUAUUUUAGUUAAUAAUGCAGGUAUUUUAAGAGAUCGUUCAUUUGCUAAAAUUACUGAUGAAGAAUGGUUCUCAGUUCAAGAUGUUCAUGUUUUAGCUACUUUCAGAUUAACAAAACAAGUUUGGCCAAUUUUCUUAAAACAAAAAUCUGGUGUUGUGAUUAAUACCACUUCAACUUCAGGUAUUUAUGGUAACUUUGGUCAAACAAAUUAUGCAGCUGCUAAAUCUGCAAUGAUUGGUUUCUCCAGAACUUUAGCUAUUGAAGGUAAAAGAUCAAACAUUAGAGUUAACGCAAUUGCACCACAUGCUGAAACUGCAAUGACUGCUACCAUGUUUAAGAAAGAAGAAUUUAACAAAUUCGAUGCUUCUCAAGUCUCUCCAUUUUAUGUCUUGUUAGCUUCUGAUAAAGUUAAUACCACUGGUGAAGUAUUUGAAGUUGGUGCCGGUUGGGUUGGUAAUACUAGAUUACAAAGAUCAUUUGGUGCAGUCUCUAAAGAUCCAAAAAUCACUCCUGAAUUUAUUAGAGAUCAUUGGAGUGAAAUCACCAAUUUUGAUGAAUAUCAAAUUUGUAAAUCUGCAGAAGAAUCAUAUAUGGGUAUUUUUGAAAGACUUGGUGGUAAUGAUGAUGAAGAUGAAGAUGAAGAGGAAGAUGAUGAAGACGCUGAAGAUGAAAAGAAUGAUAAUGUCUUUGAAUAUACUGAACGUGAUUCUAUCUUGUAUAAUUUAGGUCUUGGUGCAACUGCUAAGGAGUUGAAAUACACUUAUGAAUUAUCUCCAGAUUUCCAAUUAUUACCAACAUAUGGUGUUAUUCCAUUCAUGAAUAAGAAUGAUGGUGGUGUGAAUUUCAGUGAUUUAUUGGAUAAUUUCAAUUAUGCUUAUUUAUUACAUGGUGAACAAUAUUUAAAGAUUAACAAAUUACCAUUACCAACAGCUGCUAAAUUACGUACUGAAUCAUCUCCAAUUGCAGUCCAAAAUAAAGGUGACAAAGCUGCAAUUGUUGUUGCUGGUUUCAAAACUUUUGAUAUUGAUUCAGGUGAACAAUUAUUUUAUAAUGAAAUGACUACAUUUACUAGAAAAGCACAAGCUAAAAAGGAAUUUAUUAAAGGUAAAAGAUCAACUUUUGCAACUUCAUCAAACAAGAUUCCGGAUUCUGCUCCAGAUUUUGAAACUAUUGUUCAAACUUCACCAGAUCAAGCUGCUAUUUAUAGAUUAUCUGGUGAUUAUAACCCCUUACAUAUUGAUCCAAAAUUGGCUAAGAAGGCAAACUUCCCAAAUCCAAUCUUACAUGGUUUAGGAUUCUUUGGUGUUAGUGUUAAACAAUUGUAUGAAAAAUAUGGUCCUUUCAAUGAAGUCAAAGUUCGUUUUACAAAUGUCUUCUUCCCAGGUGAAAGAUUGAAAGUUAAAGCUUGGAAACAAGGUAACAAAGUUAUUUUCCAAGCAUUAGCUGCUGAUAGAAAAGAUGCAGUUGUUAUUAACAAUGCUGCUUUGAAUUUGGUUUCUGAUAAAUCAAAAUUAUGA
Molecule: messenger RNA, 2697 nt
Organism: Hansenula ciferrii
Lineage: Eukaryota; Fungi; Ascomycota; Saccharomycetes; Phaffomycetales; Wickerhamomycetaceae
Gene: FOX2
Product: bifunctional hydroxyacyl-CoA dehydrogenase/enoyl-CoA hydratase FOX2
Exons: 1
Coding region: 1-2697 (898 amino acids)
Molecular function (GO): oxidoreductase activity
Source: RefSeq, a predicted model, not a curated record